AGACCCGCCUUUUCCCUCCGGCUCGGGAGCGUCUCGCCCCGGUCCCGAGCCCGCCGCGCUCGCGCGGCUGCGAGCCUCGGGUGGCCGCGCGCCGGCUCCAGGAAGCCGGGGAGGGCGCGGCGGCCGGGAUGGCGCGGCGCGGGCCGCGCGGCUAGACGGGCGCCGGAGGAGCCGCCGGCCCGCGCCCUCCAUUCUCUUCUUCCCGGAGCCGACGCCGCGCGGGCCGGGAGCGGCCGUGCGGCGGGGAGCCGCCUUCCCUGACGCCGGGCACCUGGACGCUCGCGAGAUGCCCAACCCCAAAAACAGCAAAGGCGGCCGCAAAAACAAGCGCGCCAACAGCAGCGGGGACGAGCAGGAAAAUGGAGCCGGGGCCCUGGCAGCGGCGGGCGCGGCGGGCGCGGCAGCCGGGGGGGGCCUGGCGGCGGCGGCCGGCUGCGGAGCGGCGGCGGCGGGCGCGCCCGGCACCGGGGGCGCGGCGGGCACCGGAGGCGCGGGGACUGGCGCCGCCAACGCCGCGGCCGCCUCGGGGGCUGCAGCCGCGGGCGACGCCAAGAACGAAGCCCCCUGUGCCACGCCCCUGAUCUGCAGCUUCGGCAGGCCGGUGGACCUGGACAAGGACGACUACCAGAAGGUGCUGUGCAACAACGAGCACUGCCCCUGCAGCACCUGGAUGCACCUGCAGUGCUUCUACGAGUGGGAGAGCAGCAUCCUCGUGCAGUUCAACUGCAUCGGCCGGGCCCGCAGCUGGAACGAGAAGCAGUGCCGCCAGAACAUGUGGACAAAGAAGGGCUACGACCUGGCUUUCCGCUUCUGCUCCUGCCGCUGCGGGCAGGGCCACUUAAAGAAGGACACAGACUGGUACCAGGUGAAGCGGAUGCAGGAUGAGAAAAAGAAGAAGUCUGGGUCGGAUAAGAACACAGGGAGGCCCCCGGGCGAAGCAGGGGACGAGGCCAAAAAGUGCAGGCCGCCCAGCAAGCCCCAGAAGGGCCUGAGCCAUGACCUCCCGCGGCGGCACUCCAUGGACCGGCAGAACUCCCAGGAGAAGGCGGUGGGCGCGGCGGCCUAUGGGGCCCGCUCUCCCGGCGGCUCCCCGGGCCAGUCCCCGCCCACCGGCUACUCCAUCCUCUCCCCCGCCCACUUCAGCGGCCCCCGCUCCUCCAGGUACCUCGGGGAAUUCUUAAAGAACGCCAUCCAUCUGGAGCCGCACAAAAAGGCCAUGGCCGGGGGCCACGUGUUCCGGAACACGCACUUCGAGUACAGUCCGGCUGGCUUAUCCGUGCACCGGGGCGGCCACUUCGACGCGCCCGUGCAGUUCCUGCGGCGGCUGGACCUGUCCGAGCUGCUCACUCACAUCCCCAGGCAUAAACUGAACACUUUCCACGUGCGGAUGGAAGACGACGCCCAGAUGGGCCAGGGCGAGGACCUGCGGAAGUUCAUCCUGGCGGCCCUCAGCGCCAGCCACAGGAACGUCGUCAACUGCGCUCUGUGCCACAGGGCGCUCCCGGUGUUCGAACAGUUCCCUCUGGUGGACGGAACUCUGUUCUUGAGCCCGUCGAGACACGAUGAGAUCGAGUAUGACGUUCCGUGUCAUCUUCAAGGGAGGCUCAUGCACCUGUACGCCGUGUGUGUGGACUGCCUGGAGGGGGUUCACAAGAUCAUCUGCAUCAAGUGUAAGUCGCGGUGGGACGGCAGCUGGCACCAGCUGGGUACCAUGUACACCUACGACAUCCUGGCCGCCUCUCCUUGCUGUCAGGCCCGCCUGAACUGUAAGCACUGCGGGAAGCCUGUGAUAGACGUGCGCAUCGGGAUGCAGUACUUCUCCGAGUACAGCAAUGUCCAGCAGUGUCCGCACUGUGGGAACCUGGACUACCAUUUCGUGAAGCCAUUUUCCUCCUUCAAAGUUCUCGAAGCUUAUUGAUGAAAGCUUUGCUUUAGUAAUAGCUAUUUUAUUGACAUUAUUUCUUUAUGACAUAUCUUUUAUAGGGAAACAUCUGUGACGUUACUUUCUUUUCUAAUUUAAAGGAGAGUUCCUUUGUGUACAUGUGUCACUGACACGGGGUUGGCCCCUGGCCCUCUCUUGAGUCCUGAGUGUUAGUCUGUGGUCAUGGCCAGAGCCCAGAUGGAUAACCCUGUGAGUCUGGGCCAGUAUCUCUCUCAUGCAGCUUUGAAGGUGGGGGGGGAGAUAGGGUGAAAUUAGCAAAGGGAUCAGCUGGUUAUAAACGACAAGCAUGGUAGGAGUUGGAAGGAAACUCUCGUUAAGAUGUUAACUGUCUCAAGACCCACUUUUAGAUCUUCCCUGGCCUUGGGAAAAACACGUGAUGUGUGACUGUAAGCCUGCACCUGGAGAGCUGAUAGUGGGCUACUCUGUCUUGGUUUAGUGAUGUGCAGCGCGCACUGGCCUGCAGACUAUUUGAAAGUAGACACGAGUGCUCUUUCUAUCACUGUUGUGAUUUAGCAGUUUUCCUACUGAAAAUUAUAUCCAAAUUGUAAGACCUAUGAAAACUAAUGGUGUUGCAGAGAUUUGUGGGUAAGCCAACCUGUAGUGGAGAGACAAUGCUAAAUGAAUUUGGAAGCGAUACCCAGUGACUCUAAGACGGCAAGAACAGGCAGAAAGAACCUUGUCAUUUGAAUUGUGUCUUUGAGGUUGGUCAGAUGAGCUCUGAAGGAGAAUGCAUGAAUAACGUGAUCCGGGUGGUGCCGAUUUAUGUAGGCUGCACUGUCGAAGUGUCAUUGAAUGUCAGAUCCUUCUUACAGGUAAAUCUCACAGCCGUAGACCCUUACUGGUGAAUUUCGGAGCCACCAUUAUUACCAUGCUCUGCCUUCCACAAAAUUUUUAUGGCCACAUUUUACCCAUUUAAUGCUGAGUUUCCUAAAUCAUAGGUUUGACCCUAGGAAGGAAAGGGAAAAAAUUGCUUUUGGGGAUUUGAGGAAAAAUAAUGGUAAUAUUUCUUUUUAAAAUGUGUUUCGUUUUUCAGAACAUUAUGUGUUGUAAUGUAAAACAGUAUGCUUGAGAAGAGGUCAUUCUGAAGCCCUCCAUGGUAGUACUUCACCAUCAGUGAAAAAAGAUGAUAAUUUGUGUGCCUCGAUUAGUCAGAGCAUUGGGCUUUCCUAAAUACAGACUUGAUGAUUUAAACAGACUGACACCUCAUACCCAUAUAGAAUUGUAAUUGGAGUCUGAUUUCUCAAAAAUGGAUUUGGUAGUUUCAAGUACUACACGUAUGCUAAUAAAAUGCUAAGAAUACAAUCGUUUCAUGGGUAACCAAAUUGGGGUUAUGUGAACAUUUUGUAUUAUUCAUUUGGUUUAUACCUUUUUUCCCCCUCUCAGAAAGACAGCGUUUUCCCUCUCAGAAUUGUUUAGCUAUUAUUGCAAACAAGUUUCAGUUCUGCUGUGUGACAUAUUUGAUGUUUUGUUUGAAAUAACAGAGCAUUAAAGAACCAGUAUAUUGACUAAUGUCCUUAUCUUUCAGUUUGGAUGAUUGUAAUUCGGUUUACUGCAUCUGGUUUACUGUUUGAUGAUCUGAGAAAUAUUUCACAGUAGGGGGAAAUGAAAUGCUCAAUGCCUUUAAGAAGCGGCAAAUCGGUAUUGGUCUGAUGGUACUUGAUGCGACUGUAAAAGGACUAUAAGACAUAGCCCUUGCAAAUUUGUCUUUAAUACACAGAGCUGUAAUUGUGAAUUAACUGGUUCCCCGUUGAUUCUCUCAUGUAUCCAAGUAAAAAAAUUGGUUUCUCUUGUCCUAAGAGUAGCAUUUGGAUUUCAGUUCUGAAUUUAAAACAAAUAGUAAAAUACAUGUUGGUAAUGCUAUUUUUUAAUCCACCUAAAAUUUUGUAGAGAAACCUGCUUACAUCGUUGUUCUGGAUCUUAAAACUUCCACAUUUACACAUUCACAAGGUCCUUGGGCUGAAACUACUGUGAGUGUAGUGUCUGAUGUAUUCAGUGUUUUCGCCUUAUAUUUGUUUUCUACUCUCUGAAAAAUAGGAUGGGGAGUUUUCCCUGUAAUUAGAUGCAAUUUGCUUUUGGUCCUUAUUUGGAUGACAAAGUUAGGAUUCUGUGGCUGCUGCAGAUAUAUAAAAGUCGAGGCACAGGUCUCAUCUGAGAGUAUCUUUUGCUUUGAAGUCAUCACGUUCUCCUCCAAAGUAGAGAAUCUGGCUUAUUUGAGAAUAAAAUAUAAUUGAGUUUGCAACAAUGUGGAGAGUAAAUCUCAUUUUGGAGAUCUGCUGACCUUGGUACUUUUGCCACACUUUCUCAAAGUACUUUGCUCUGAAUUCCUUGGUGGAAGUUGGAGUAUGUCAAAAAAGAGGACUAUUUUUGUUGUAGUUUGGAUGUUAAAGGAUAUUAGUCACACCACAGAUCCAUUUUCUUUUUUUCUGAUACACGUAGCGCUCAGUAAAAUGAACCACUUCCACUGAUUAGUAAUUUCAAAGUGAUUUUUCGUCUGUGCUCACUUUUGUUUUUGUCAUUUAGUUUAAGUGUUCUAUACUUGGAACAAAUAACAUUUUAACUGCUUCAUUCUAGUGAGAAACUCUUUCUGAUGGUUUUAUUACUUCCUCUUCAGGCUGACUCAGUUGUCCACUCUCUUCUGGUUGCAUCUGAAAGCAAGUAAUAGAUAAUACUGAGUUUAUCAGCUCCUUGAUUAAAAACUAGACCUUGGCCAUGCCAUUGCGGAGUGGGAUAAAUUAUUCCACUCUGAGAAAGAGCACUCCCUGGGCUUUGCUUUCCCGUUUUUGCAAAAGAAGCUUAUUUUCAGAGUAAAAAGUAUUUUCAUAUCUGUUUGGGGGGAAAUGGACUCAUCUUAAGGAAGAAUAUUAUUUGGUGUUGAAAUACUAGAACUAACAGAUAGGCUGAUGCAUAACUUCUCAGACCGUGAGACCUGACUUGCUGCAGUCUUAUGUCUUGUCCCAUAAGACCCAACGCUUCAUGUACAGCCUGUCCUGCUUUCCCGGGUCAGGACCUCCACGUGGCUCUCCCCUCUGGUCUCCUGGUUGCAGCGCUAGAGCAAUUUUGGUCGGAGGUUUGGGGAGGACUUGAGGAGUAAGCGCCCCUGUUCAGUGUUUUUGUUCCUUUCAUAGGAUGCUGCCUAACCCAGCUCAUCUCUGUGUCCUGUUGACUUUGUUAUUAUUCCAGGUUAAUUGAAAGGAAGAAUCACGGAUGGGCAUCAUUAAAACCAGCUCAAAAAUAUAUUCUCGUCAGUAAACACUUCUUGUCAAGAUGUCUUGGAUUGCACUUUUGUUGAGGGAAGAAGGUGUAAAUAGUUCGAGAAUGUUGAUAAACCUGAAACAUUUGGUUAUGGAAUCGUGUGUGGUGUUUGAAGGUUUCUGUUUGUGACAUGUAUGUAUUAAAAACAAUAAAAUUUCAGAAACUAACAUUGUA
Hyaena hyaena (striped hyena) is the source of this 5368-nucleotide messenger RNA. RefSeq names its product hdc homolog, cell cycle regulator (gene HECA). Lineage: Eukaryota; Metazoa; Chordata; Mammalia; Carnivora; Hyaenidae. The record is from RefSeq and is a predicted model, not a curated record. The coding region runs from base 287 to 1918 and encodes 543 amino acids. The transcript has 4 exons.